Molecule: messenger RNA, 5106 nt
Organism: Rotaria sp. Silwood2
Lineage: Eukaryota; Metazoa; Rotifera; Eurotatoria; Philodinida; Philodinidae
Source: the annotation of a GenBank genome assembly
AUGGCCAAAAGCAAAAACCAUACCAAUCAUAAUCAAAAUCGAAAGGAUCAUCGUAAUGGAAUAAAGCGACCGAAAUCGCAACGAUUUCCAUCAUUAACUGGAGUUGAUCCAAAAUAUGUUCGUAAUUUAAAAUUUACCAAACAUCAUAAUCAUGUUGCACGUAAAAAUUUACUUAAAUCACGAAAAGUUAAAUUAGCUAGUGCUGAAGGUUCAAAAAGCAAAGUAUUUGUACGUGGACCUGCUCGUCAAAUAGAACAAAAACCAUCAGUAUGGUCAAUUUCAUCACUAUUAAAAAAUAUUACAACUUAUUUUACUGGAGAAACAACAGCACAGCCAACAAAAAAACGUACAAAACGUGUACAUCCAAAAAAAAAUCUUUCCAAUUUACGUGUACUUGAAGUUCGAGAAAAUUUGCUCAAAACGUUACCAGAUUCACUUGUACAAUUACCUAAACUUGAAUCACUUGAUUUGGGUUCAAAUGUUAUUGAACAACUUCCAAAUCAUAUGGGUAAUUUACAAUCAUUAAAAGAAUUAUGGUUAGAUUCCAAUGAAUUACAUGAAUUACCAAAUGAUAUUGGUCAAUUAAAACGUUUACAAUGUUUAGAUGUAUCAGAAAAUAAAUUAACUUUUUUACCAAAUGAGAUUGGAGAUUUAGAAUCAUUAACUAAUUUUGAAGCAUCAUCAAAUCAAAUUGAACAAUUACCAUCAACAAUUGGUCAGCUUAAACAACGUUUAUUAAUAUUAAAAAUUAACUCGAACAGUUUAACAAAAUUAUGUGACGAAAUUGGACAAUGUUUAGCAUUAACAGAAUUAAUAUUAACUGAAAAUGCAUUAACAGAACUUCCAAUAUCAAUUGGAAAUUUAAAAAAAUUAACAAAUUUAAAUGUUGAUCGUAAUCAAUUAACGCAUUUACCUGUCGAAAUUGCUGGAUGUGAAUCAUUAGGUAUGCUUGGUUUACGUGAUAACCGUUUAACACAGAUACCAUCAGAAUUAUCGAAAUUAAAACAUUUACAUGUUCUUGAUUUAUCAGGAAAUCGUUUAUUAAAUUUACCAUGUACAUUACUUGAAUGUGAUUUAAAAGCCAUAUGGUUAGCAGAAAAUCAAGCACAACCAAUGUUAAAAUUUGCAACAGAUAUUGACUCCACAACCGGUGAAAAAGUACUCACCUGUUAUUUACUACCACAACAACAAUAUACAACAUCAUCAAUGGAAAAUCUUCUAAAUGUUUCAAAAUCUCAAAAUCUCAAUAGUGAAUCAGCAAAGAUACCUUCAAUAUCCACACCCUCUUAUCCAGAACAUGAUGAAUACAAGUCUCAAUCACCAAUUGAUGAUCGACAUGAACGUACUGGUUCAGUUAAAUUUGCUGAUCAAUCAGAUGAAGGAAAAGAAAGCUCAUUACAACGUCAUAAUACUCCCCAUCCAAAAGAUUUACGUACAUGGAGAAAUAAAAUUGCUAAAAAAUUUCAUGCUACAGAUGGAAAUUUACUUCAUCAUGAUCAUCAUCCAUAUCAACCAAAUGCUCAUAAACAUGGACAAAAAGAUUCAACACAAGUUUCUAUAUCAUCAGGUCAAUCAAUUUCAUCAACAAAUCAACAAAAUAAAAUUAUUACAGAUUCAAAUAUGAUACAAGAAUCAAUUGCUUAUGUUCCACCUGAAAUAUCAACUGAUAAUCAUGAUUCAGAUGAUGAGCGCGAAGAAAAUGCCGGUGAACACGUACAUUAUAUUGAAAAACAUGUUGAAUUUACAGAUGAUUUAAAUAAUGAUGAAGAAAAUACGAGAGAUCAUCAACAUCAACAAAAACUUCAUCGACGUGAUACACCACAUCAUUUGAAAAAUAAACGUAUUAUUAAUAAAAAUAAUGAUUCAAUUGCAUUUGAUCAAAUUAUGUCACAUAGCUCGACCAAAUCAUCGCUAACAAGUCCAGGAAAAGAGUCGAGAUCAUCAUCUAUUCAAACAAAUACUCGUCCAAUGACAAUUCAUCAAGAACAAUUAACACUUAUUAUUCGUCGUUCACCAAAUACUGGUCUUGGCAUAAGUAUUGCUGGUGGUAUUGGUUCAACUCCUUUUAAAGAUAAUGAUUAUGGAAUAUUUUUAACAAAAAUUAAUGAAGAAGGACCAGCAGGUCAAGCUGGUUUACUUGUUGGUGAUAAACUUUUAUCUGUUAAUGGAAUUUCAUUAAUAAAUUGUGAACAUAGUGAAGCUGUAUCUGCUUUAAAAAAAGCCGGUGAUAAUAUUGAAAUGGUUGUUAUACGUGAAAUUUUGCAAUCAUCAGAUGAUUAUAAUGAAAAUAAUUUUAUAAAGGAAGGUGAAAAGUUUUCUACAAUUAUUCAACGUGAUGAAAAACAAGGUGGACAUUUUGGUUUUUCAAUUGCUGGUGGAACUCAAACAUCAACAAUAAAAGCAAAUGAAAAUUUAUAUAUAUCAAAAAUAAAUAAUCAAGAUAAAAGUUCAUCAUUAGCUGUUGGUGAUCGUCUUUUAUCUAUAAAUGGUCGUGAUACAGGAAAUAUAACUCAUGAUCAAGCUAUUGAUAUUAUUAAUAAUGGUGGAAAUAAUAUUGAAUUAGUUCUCUAUCGAGAAAAAUACACUAAUGGAAAUCAAAAUAUAAUAACAACAAGUAUUGAUAAUACAAUUGAGGAAGCACAUGUUGCUAAAGGUAAUGGUCCAAUGGGGUUAAGUAUUGUUGGUGGAAUUGAUCAAGCAUGUCCGCCAUUUGGAAUGAAACAACGUGGUGUAUUUGUUUCCAAAAUUCUUCCAAAUGGUUCAGCUUCUCGCACAAAUCUUCGUAUUGGUGAUCGAAUAUUAAAAGUAAAUAAUCGUGAUGUAUCACAAGCAACACAUUUAGAAGCUGUAGAAGCACUUUUACAACCAACUAGUGAAGUUGUUUUACUUGUACAUCAUGAUCCACAACCAUUAGGAUUAAAAGAAGUAACAUUAGCAAGACAAACAGGUGAACCACUUGGUAUUCGAAUAAACGGUGGUGUUGAAGGAAAACGUGUUAAUCCAGAUGAUCCAGAAGAUGAUGGAAUAUUUGUUACUGAAGUAAAAGAUGGUAGUCCAGCAUCGGGUAUUCUCACUGUUGGUACACGAAUUCUUGAGAAAUCAAUAUCGGCAAAUAGUAAUCCAUCAUUAUUAACAAUACCAAUUGAUGAUACAAGAAGAGAUUAUUGGGAAACAAAUCUUGAUGAUAUUACACAUUUAAAUGAAACAUCUUCAUUUAAUAAAUCAUCUAAAAAACAAAAAUCUUCCCAAUUAAAUGAAUAUAAAAGAAAAAAAAAUCAUCAUCAACAUCGAAACAAAAAUGUAACAAAAUCAUGUGGUUUAUCAAAAUUAUUUCGUAAGAAAAAGAAAAAAAAGAAAGACAAAAAAGAAUUAACAAUCACACAACAAAUUUCUUUACCAAUUAUUACAUCUAAAGAUUUGAUUUCAACAUCACUUCCAGAAACAUCUUUAUUUUCAUCAAACGAUAUUAAACCAAUACCUCCACUAGAAGAAUCUUCAAUUACUUCAACACAAGUAACAACAAACAAUAUUGAAUCAAUACCUUUACCAGAAGAAUUCCCAACUAUUUCAACACAAAUCACAACAAACAAUAGCAAAUCAAUACUUUUAUCAGAAGAACCUUCAACUAUUGCAACACAAGUAACAAUAGAACGUCAACCAUCAUGUAAAUCUUUAUCUCUAUUAUUUGAUUCUUCAUCGCCCAUUUCAACACCUAAAUCAUCAAUGAUUGAAUCGAAUACAUCAUCAUCAAGUUAUCAUCUUAACUCAAGUUUAGAUUAUAGUGAAGAUUCUCUGAAAGAAGAUAUUCUUGAAAAAGAUGAUUGCCCUUAUUGUUCCAGUGAAAGUCUAUCAUCAAUUAAAAAUGAUUUUGAUGAUAAUAAUAACAAUAGUUUAGAAGAAAUUUCUGAUCAUUCAUUAAAUUUUUCAUAUGCUAAGGAAAUGUAUUUAUCCUCAACUAGUUCAAUAAAUGAAGAAUGUGAUUUAUCAAUUCUAUCAUCUGAAGAAUAUGCUUCAAUAGAUGAAACAAAACAAUUAAAUUUAAAUGAAUUUAAUGAAAUUAUUUAUACUAUUCAUUCAACAGUUGAUGAUAAUAAAAAUAAUAAUAAUAAUAAUCAACGAGAUGAAAUACUUGAUGCAUUAGCAUCAUCAUUACAACAUGUUGCACAAGAAACAUCUUCUGGUUUACAAAAUAAUGAAGAAGAAGUUCCAGCUAUUAGAAAUAUACCUGAACAAGCACCAGGACUUGAUCAGAUUUUUGUUCGAGCUGUUAAUAAUCAAAGUUUAUUUGGUGCUCGAUUAGAUGAUGCUCAAAAAUGGCUUAGCGUACCAACUGACACAAUUAAUUUAUUAAUUUGUCAUGGAUUUAAACCUAAAGAAACAAAUACUUUAAUUAGUCCAACGAAAUCAUCAAAACAAAUCGAUACUAGUCGAUCAUCAUUAACACAACAAUCUAAUUCACCAAUACCACCAAUAAGACAUAAUGGUAUAUCGUCAUCUCAUCAUACUUCACAUUCACCAAAAGUAACAAAUCCUGUUUAUGGAAAUACAAAUACUAAACAACAACAACUAUCACCUCAACCACCACCUGUUCCUAUUAAACCAAAAUAUCGAACACCAAAUACACAAUUUGUGCCGAUCAAUGGUGAUAAUCAUAAACAAAGAAAUGUGCAAUCCCAAAAUGGUUUUGAAAUUGAUGAAUCUGAUUUCUCGGUAACAGAAUCAGAACGAUCAUUUAACGAUAAGAAAAAAUUUUUUGAAAGUGGUUUCAAAGAUUCUGGACCUAAACCGAAACCUCGACAAUUUAAAUAUAUUAAUGAACAUGAAUUAUUACAAAUGAAACAAGAAGAAGAACAAAAAGUCAAAUCGAUGAGUCCAACUGAAUUACUUCAAUCUCGAACACUCUAUACUGGUGAUAUAAAUGAUUCUGAACUUAUGCAAACAACAUUAUCUCAAUAUCAAACACCAAAUUAUCUUGCUAAACCAGAAGAAGAUCAAACAGAUGAUGAUAUUAUUCAACAACAACAACAAUCACGAAAAUUACCAUCGACUACAGGAAUGCAUUCAUUUGAACGGGAUAGUACUUCUGCUCAUACAAUGCUUUCGUAA